Fopius arisanus is the source of this 2511-nucleotide messenger RNA. RefSeq names its product proline-rich protein 4. NCBI's taxonomy places the organism in Eukaryota, Metazoa, Arthropoda, Insecta, Hymenoptera, Braconidae. The record is from RefSeq and is a predicted model, not a curated record. The transcript is spliced from 3 exons. The coding region runs from base 79 to 1332 and encodes 417 amino acids.
GGACACAUGUCGACCAGCGGAAAAGAGACUGGAAUUGUGCAAUCGGUCAUUCGCGCGGAGCGAUAAAAAUGUUUGCAUAUGAAAAUACACGUGGCCUGGAUGUUGUGGGCACUGCUACCGAUGAUAACAGCGAAACAAUUCAAUUAUGGGAGAGUAAAGUUCGAUUGUAGACAUCGAAUGUCAGCUCAGGACCGGUAUUCAUGGGAGAAACCACAUUUAGACAGUUACCGAACGAUUGAUCCACAUGACCUUGAGGAUCCCAAUGUUGGCGUUCUUCGUCAGGAAGACUACGCAGGCUACCAAUCAGGAGUAGCAACAAUGGACCUGACAGUGGUGCAGUCUCAGGUUGUGCGAGACAAUGCAGCAGACAGCACUGGAUUAGAAACCAACGUGGAGUCCCGGGUGCAGGAUCAGCACGUCCUGGACGAGAGUCACGACAAGAAGACGGUGACAAUAGUGAAGAACGUAGCAGAGCCUUAUCCCGUCGAGAAGAUAAUCCACUAUCCAGUGGUGAAGAAGAUUCCCUACCCAGUUAAAAUCCCAGUGCCAGAGCCCUACCCAAUCGAAAAGCCAAUUCACCACCCAGUGAAGGUCAUGAUCAAAGUUCCAGUGAAGAUUCCCAAACCGAUUCCGAUCUACAAGGAGAUACCGUACGCUGUCCAAGUGCCAAUAGAGCGACGAGUCCCAUACAAGGUCUACAUCCCAGAACCAUUUCCAGUCGAACGAAAGAUUCAUUAUGAAGUGAAAGUACCAGUACCAGAGCCAUUUCCAGUGGAGCGUAACAUACCAGUUGCCGUGAAGAUUCCAAUCGCUGUACCUCAACCAUUUCCAGUUGACAAAUUGGUCCAUUAUCCGGUGGAGGUCAAGGUCGAUCGGCCAGUUGCUGUACCAAUACCGAAACCCUAUGCUGUACCAGUUACAAAACCCGUGCCUUAUCCAGUUUACAAGACAAGAUAUGUACCGUACGAGGUCAAGGUUGACAGACCAGUUCCAGUGCAGGUAAUCAAACACGUACCCUAUCCCGUUAAGGUGCCAGUACCCCAGCCUUACCCUGUCGAGAAAGAGGUGCCCUAUCCUGUUUACAAAAAAAUACCGUAUCCCGUUGAGAUACCGGAAAACCGACCCGUUCCAAUUGCAUUGGAGAAGAAAUCCCAACACGUUGAUAAGGAGGUUAAUGUCAAUGCUGGUAUUACUCAAGCGAUCAUUGAAAAAGGAAAGGCUAUGUCGAGAAAUUACCUGGAUGCUAUGGCUGACGAUCCAGGGGCUGGGGACAAGUCUGAUAACAGUGAUGAGGUGAAAGAGGGAGGUGCUCAUGUUACAGAUAGCAACUAGGGCAAGACAGAGAGCCUCUUCACGUCCUUUAUUUUUUUUCUCAUUUUUCCUCCCCUGUAUCAUUAGGGCACUGUGAUUCGCUGUAAUUCACUGAGUGCGUUCGGGAUAAUGACGAGGUAUUAUGCCAAUCAGUGGCACUUGUUUCCAGCACUUGUUCAAGCUCCACGAUGAUCUCUAGUCAAGAGAACGAGAUAUCCCAAUUGUCGGUGCUGAUGAUAUUCUUUGUUUUGUUAUCUUUAAGGAUUUCGUAAUUGGAGUCAAUUCCAAUUGUCUUUGGUAAUUUGAAGAAAGUUUUGUUUUAUAUAGAAAAUGAACGUUUGGAAAUUUCUGAGAAACAGAGAAAUUGAUUUUAAGAGUCUAGGAAAGAUCGAUUGGCGGUAAAAAACUGGUAUAACGAAUAGUAGAAAUAGAGGAGUUUGAAUGUUGUGGACUUGCUGAGCCAGUGGAUUGGCUGAAUUACUGAAACUAUAAAGUCGAUAAUGGGGUAUAAUAGUACCCAUGAAAACAAUGGAGGCAAUGCUCGAUCUUCUUGGUAAGAGGUAAAUUACAGACAGUGAGACAACAAAAGUCAUUGAAUAUUAUUUUACAAGUGCAUUUGGGGAAAGUACAACUGGUAUAAAUAUUGCUUGUAACCGAUCAUCUGGCAACUAGUUUAUUGUUGGAACUUGUGGGAUUAGGACACAUUUUGACAGAUCGUCCGUCAGUAUGAGAGACAGAAAUCUGGUUCGUACUCUUAUAUUCAUUUACCCAUUUCAUGUAGUAUUUAUUGUUGAUCGAUCACGUAUGAAUAAAUUAUGUGAACAUCUUAGUUUGAAUCUAUCUACGAGACAAAUCUCAUCAAAAAUUCAAUGUUGUCAUCUCUUAUUAAUUAUUGAAAAAGAAAUUUCCUAUAGCGAUCUAAAAUGUCCACAAUCAUUCGCCCGUAGUCUGUAAAUCAUUCGUCUAUCAAAUAGUCUAAAUCCCUCUAAAAAAUCCUACAAAAUAUGUCCACAGAAUUUUUUCAUACGAAUCAUAUCCCCGAACCCAUCAUUUUUAUGUAAUACAACCAUGUAUUUAAAUAUUGUGACAUAAAACGAUUAAAACCCGUUCACUCUGUCUGGUUUCUCCAAAAACUCAAAAAAUUGCUCAACUCAUUACGAAUUGAUGAGUCUCUAAAAAAAAAAGCGCGAAUAAAUGUAA